This is a messenger RNA of Guillardia theta CCMP2712, 1849 nucleotides long. RefSeq lists its product as hypothetical. Lineage: Eukaryota; Cryptophyceae; Pyrenomonadales; Geminigeraceae. The transcript has 5 exons. The record is from RefSeq and is a predicted model, not a curated record. Bases 19 to 1344 code for a protein of 441 amino acids.
AGGUAGCUUUCUUGUCCGAUGUCUUCAAACGAGAACAAGCGGAAGGUGGAGAGUCCCACCGAAGAAGACGAGGCCAGUGCAGCUAAGAAGCCAAAAGCAAGUGAAGAAGAAGGGGAAAAACCGGAUUCCACUCAAGAGAAAGAUGUCAAUGAACAGAAAUCUGAUGAAACCAAAUCAGAUCAGAAUGGGCAUACCAGUAUCGAGACCGACUCAAAGCAAGAAGAGGCCAAGGGCGAGAUUACCCCCGCGCAGGAGAAGCCAGUUGAGUCCUCAUCGAAACUUCCGGAAGUUUUGGACUCGAAGCCGGCUACCAAGGCAAAGCUAGAAUGGUUGUUCUCUACUGGCAAAUGCAGGCGGGAUGAGCUAGACUCUAAGAUUGUUGCAUCCUUGUGCGAUUUCUCCGAUUCCGUGGGCGUGCAGAUCAUCGAACAUUUUUGUGAUGCCGACAUGUCCACCAUGCGGAGCAAGUCAGCGUUUCUUGCUGGAGUCAUCAAGAGGUUCAGAACUGAAGGUGCGGCAGUCAGAGUCAUGCAUCCGAUGGGCAUGAACGUCCCUGCUGUACCUCCCCCUGCCUACACGGGCAUGGUCUUCCAGCCUUCUCCCAUGAUCCCGCCAGCAGGAUUGAUUCCCUCUGUCCAGCAGAAGCUGGAUGCCUUGUUUGCCAGUGGAAAAUGUGCCCGCAGUGACAUCGAUUCUCGGUGCAUGGAGCAGUUGAGGGCACUGCCCGAACAAUACGCCCUGGAAGUUGUGCAGAAAUUCAAUGAAGCAGACCUGUCGAGUAUUCACAGUCGAUCUGGUUUCUUCAUGGGCAUCAUCAAGCGCUUCAGGGAGCAGGUUCAAGCAUCGGAUCCUAGUCUCACAUCUCAGACCUUUCUCAGUCUGCCUUAUUCUGUCCAAGCUAAGGUUGAAACAAUGUUCCAAUCGAACUUGGUAUACAGAACGGACUUGGACGCAAAAUGCUUCAUGGAACUUUUGGCACUUCCCGAAGCGUCCGCACUUGAAGUCAUCGAGAAGUUUUGUGAAGCCAAUCUUCGGGACAUCAGAAACAAGACUGCUUUCUUCCUUGGCAUCGUCAAACGUGUGAAGCAGUCAAACCCCUCGUUCUCGUACGGCAUGGGAAUGGCUCAAGGAAACAUGGGCAUGAGCGGUGGUCAACCCCAGGGGUAUGGUGGAAUGGCCGGAGGCUUUCAGAGCGGGAUGAUGGGGAUGGGGAUGGUGGGGUAUCCGCAGAUGCAGUCGAACUUUGGAAUGCCUAACAUGCAAUAUGGAGGGCAAGGUUCUGUUUAUGAUCCGAGUCAGGAGCAAUCUCAAUAUCCGUAUGGUGGACAGACUGGAUAUCCCUGACCUCCUCAUUCAAGCUUGCAACGCUCUCGAUAUUCGGUUUCGGGGAAUUAAGCAGCUUGUUUUGACCCUUUGCAGAUUUCUUGGUUUCUCUGUAGCGUCGCCUGGAAAGGAUGGUCAUGCCUCGCCAAUCGAGUAUGCUUCUUGUAUUUGCUCGCGGCAUGCAGUCUCCACUCCUUGGUGAUCCAGCCUGGCUUGCGCUUGCAGCUUGUGUUGACGCGUUGCCUGCCUCCUCUGCGUGCAUCCUACCGCUUGCAUGCAGCGCGACUGACAGAUCUCAUGCCCGCCAAUCUUUUCGAUUUGCUUGCCAGCUCUGAGAGGAGAGAGUGCUUGUCGCGCAUGCUUGCUGCUCCUGCUGGCUCUGCUCGGCCCCAUUGCGUGUGGAUGCGAUGAUGGUUUGUGCGCUGCUCAUGUUGCAAGCGGUCCUGGAGAAGGUUGACUGGAGCAUGGCUCUUCAUUGCGAGUGAUUUCAAUGAUUCCUGAGUACUUAAUAUACACGUUUAAUCUC